AUGCUGCCGCUGUUGCUGCUGCUGCUCUGGGGGAUGAAGGAGGGAGAGGGUGGGAAAGAUUCCAAAGAGGGUUACAGCCUGGAUGUGGAAGGGAACGUGGUGGUGCAAGAGGGCCUGUGUGUCCUUGUACCCUGUAAUUUCACCUACCUCAAGGACGAAUGGACUAACUCAGACCCAUUUUAUGGAUACUGGUUCCAGGAUGGAGACAAUAUAGAGCAGGAUCUCCCAGUGGCCACAAAUAACCAAAGGCGGCAAGCACUGCUUAGGACCCGGAACCGAUUCUUCCUGCUUGGAGUACCACUGAAGAAAAACUGCUCCCUGUACAUCAGAGAGACCAGGAAGGAUGACACGGGGACAUACUUCUUUCGCCUGGAGAGAGGACCAACGAAGUUUAGUUAUAAGCUGAACAUGAUGACUCUGCAAGUGACAGACCUCACUAACACCCCUGACAUCCUUAUCCCGGAGACCCUGGAGGCUGGCCGUCCCAGCAGCCUGACCUGCUCUGCGCCUUGGGCCUGUGGGUCCCCCACCUUCUCCUGGACUGGUUCCUCUGUGUCAUUCUUGAGCACCAACACCGCUGGUUCCUCAGUGUUGACUGUCACCCCCGAGACCCGGGACCAUGGUACCAACCUCACUUGUCAGGUGACCCUGCCUGGAGCUGGUGUGACCACAAGAAGGACCAUCCGUCUCAACGUGUCAUAUGCUCCAAGGAAUCUAACCAUGAUUAUCUACGAAGGAGUUGGUCCAGCAUCCACAGCCCUGAGAAAUGGCUCCACACUAACUUUGCUGGAAGGAGAGACCCUUCAUAUGGCCUGUACUGUUGACAGUAACCCUCCUGCCAGGCUGAACUGGGUCCAUGAAAGCGUCAUUCUGAGUCCCAUACAGCCCUCAACUCCUGGGAUGUUAGAACUGUCCCCAGAGUACCUGAGAUAUGAAGGGAAAUUCACCUGCACCGCACAGAACGUUCUCGGAUCUCAGCACAUGUCUCUGUUUUUAAAGCGGAAAUCAGGGCUGCUGGCAGAAGUGUUUCUGGUGGCUGUGGUAGAGGCUGCUGUUAAAGUCCUGCUUCUUGGGCUGUGCCUCAUUAUUCUCAGACACUGCCCUCAGAAUGAGCUUCCAUAUGCAACUGUCACCCAUUGCCUCCGCUUCCUGAGCAAUCCUGAACUUUUACCAUAG
Arvicola amphibius (Eurasian water vole) is the source of this 1176-nucleotide messenger RNA. RefSeq names its product sialic acid-binding Ig-like lectin 12. Bases 1 to 1176 code for a protein of 391 amino acids. Gene Ontology annotation, cellular component: plasma membrane. NCBI's taxonomy places the organism in Eukaryota, Metazoa, Chordata, Mammalia, Rodentia, Cricetidae. Gene Ontology annotation, molecular function: sialic acid binding. Gene Ontology annotation, biological process: cell adhesion. The transcript has 6 exons. The record is from RefSeq and is a predicted model, not a curated record.